AUGUCACGUUUGGCAAAAGAAUAUAAAGCUAUUAUGUCACAAGAUGAUAUUCUCUUAUUACCACAAACACCAGAUGAUCUUACGUCAUGGAUAGCUAUUCUUGUUGGACCCAAAGAUACUCCAUUUGAAGGACAUGAUUUCAAAUUAUUCAUUACAGUCCCAGAAUCAUACCCUAGUUCUCCACCACAAUUAAAAUUUGAACCAAAUCAUGUGCCACAUGUGAAUGUCGAUUAUAAGACAGGAGAAAUUUGUUUAGAUAUAUUGAAAGGUGAAUGGUCACCAGUUUACAACUUAUUAUAUACUGUACAAUCCAUACAAAGAUUAUUGAAGGAACCCAAUGCUGAUUCACCACUGAAUCUAGAACUUGGAAUACUAAUGAGAGAAGGUGAUGAGGCAGCGUACAAUGGACUUGUCAAGUAUUAUCUAUCAAGAAAUCGUUAA
Messenger RNA from Maudiozyma saulgeensis, 441 nucleotides. The record is from the annotation of a GenBank genome assembly. NCBI's taxonomy places the organism in Eukaryota, Fungi, Ascomycota, Saccharomycetes, Saccharomycetales, Saccharomycetaceae.